AUGUUUUUACAGCUUGCAGCAGUAAACACUGUUGUUUUCACUGUGAAGGCAAUGGAUGCUGAUGGAGACAUGCUUAGAUACACCAUUGACCCAGCAACGUUAGACUCGUCCUACUUCAGGAUUGAUCAAUCAAACAGCGGCAAUGUAGUUCUGGACAAGCCCUUGGACUACGAGACCAAAACAAAUCUGAAGAUGUUGAUCUGGGCCAUGGAAACCAAUACAGCAGAAAGGUUCAGUACCUCCACUGAAGUGAUUGUCAGUGUCCAGGAUGGAGACGACCAGUAUCCUCACUUUCUGCCCUGUGUGCCUCUAUCGCUUGAACUUCCCGUCUGCACUAACCCCUCCUACAGCACCAAUGUCACUGAGAAACAAAAGAAUCUUGUGUUGAAGUUUUCUCCUGGCCCAGUAAAGGCUGAAGAUGGAGACAGGGGUCUGGACACUCCUCUUAAGUACAGUAUCCUCUCAGGCAAUGACUGGGACAGAUUUGUGAUAAACAGCAGCACAGGCCAGAUCACAUUAACUAAAGCUGCAGAGGAUCGGCGUCAGACUCCUUUCUUCAGACUCAACAUCAUGGCCUCUCAGCUUGAUGACCCAAUCAAGUACAGUAUUGCAUCAGUCCUAGUCCGAGUUGUGGCGGAGAACAUGUAUCCCCCUGUUUUCAACCAAUCCACAUACAAAGGUUUUGUUGUUCAAAGCUCCAGCCCUGCCGCCAUUGUCUCCACUUAUGGAAAUCAGGUGCUGCUCAUCCAGGUUUCAGACCUGGACUUUCCAGAUGGGCGGAACCCAAAUGUGCAGUACUCCCUCUACAGUCCGUCAGUCACAGAGGGACUGUACCACAUCACACAAGGAGGAGUGCUUAUAGCCAAAACAGACCGCCUCUAUGCCUUUGACAGACACAUCAUACAGGUAAUUGCCAGAGAUGAAGAAUCAGGAGAGGAAGUAUCCGCUUCAGUGGAUAUUGAGGUCCUGCAGAGAGGACAAGCUACUCCUCGUGGAACACUCACUGAGGAGCAGUUUGUACGAGAUAUUGAAACUGGAGUAAUUUCGGCUGCCAUCUUGUUGCUCUUACUCACAGCUGCCCUUUUUCUCCUGCUAAGAAUGCUCAGGAGAAAGCACAACAGGCAAAAACUUGAAAGAGAAGCUAAAGAUGAGAGACAGCACAUAGAGGUAUUAAACUAA
Periophthalmus magnuspinnatus is the source of this 1179-nucleotide messenger RNA. Its product is annotated as cadherin-related family member 5. Gene Ontology annotation, biological process: homophilic cell-cell adhesion. NCBI's taxonomy places the organism in Eukaryota, Metazoa, Chordata, Actinopteri, Gobiiformes, Gobiidae. The record is from RefSeq and is a predicted model, not a curated record. Gene Ontology annotation, molecular function: calcium ion binding; cadherin binding. Gene Ontology annotation, cellular component: catenin complex; membrane. Bases 1 to 1179 code for a protein of 392 amino acids. The transcript has 9 exons.